Messenger RNA from Funneliformis mosseae, 161 nucleotides. The record is from the annotation of a GenBank genome assembly. Lineage: Eukaryota; Fungi; Glomeromycota; Glomeromycetes; Glomerales; Glomeraceae.
CGUUAAAUGACAAGGAUCGCAAGAAAUCACGUAAUACGAACCGUAACGACGAUUCCUUUGACAAUUUUGAAAGAUGUGUUAAUAAACCUGAAACCUCUAAUAAGGAGGCUUGCACCAGGGAAAUGAUGGAAUUGCAAUCAAAGAACUAUUCGAAAAUAUGA